Molecule: messenger RNA, 342 nt
Organism: Chaetura pelagica (chimney swift)
Lineage: Eukaryota; Metazoa; Chordata; Aves; Apodiformes; Apodidae
Gene: PPDPF
Product: pancreatic progenitor cell differentiation and proliferation factor
Exons: 4
Coding region: 1-342 (113 amino acids)
Biological process (GO): cell differentiation; multicellular organism development
Source: RefSeq, a predicted model, not a curated record
AUGGCAUCCAUCCCAUCCAGCGGCUCGCUCAUGGCAACACACAACUACCACAGAAGGCGCCUGAGUUCCACCUCCAGCAACAGCUCCUGCGGCAGCUCGGAGUAUUCUGGGGAGGUCAUCCCCCACCCCCCGGGCCUGCCCAAGUCUGACCCCGGCCACUGGUGGGCCAGCUUCUUCUUUGGGAAGACGACUCACCCAGCCAUGACAACUGUGUCAGAGUCCUCUGAAAGCCUGGGAGCUCUGCAGGUGACCACGGGACCCAUGGCGUGUGCCCUGGCGCCGGCCCUGGGCGCAGGACGGCAGCGCCACGCCAGCGAGCCCAGCUCGGGGCCCUCAGCAUGA